CAGCAUGGCGCUGCACUUAUAUAUACUGUCAUCGUGCUGCCCCGUCCGAUACCGUUCUUCCUCCUUAAAAUUUUACCCUUAUCACUGCGAUUCUAUAUUUUUUCAUCUCUCUCUUCGAGCUAUAUAAUCAUUCAAUUUAUUUUUUAUCUUGUUUUUCGAACGACCCUUGUGUAUAUUUUAAUAGCUACUUUAUUAUCUCGUAUAGAACCAGUCGCACGCUCACACCUGCACACUUACACAUACAAUUUAACUCACAGAAGAUAAACGCAUAACAUUCUUUUCUUUUAACCAUGUUUUCGGCAUCAAAAGCGAGCUUCCGACUCAGCCGCGCAGCCAUCAGCACCGCUGCACAGCGCAUGGCCAUGUCCACUCUCAACGAGACCGCCAAGCAGCAGCCGCGCACCCCUCGACUGCGCAUACUCAAGCGCAUAAUCUACGGCACAGCGCUCGGCACCAUCUCAUACACGGGAUGGCUAAUGUACCGCAACCGCAACCCGGUUGAGCAGCAGCCGUUCGACCCGAGCAAGAAGACAAUGGUGCUUUUGGGCACAGGCUGGGGCUCGACGACUAUUCUGAAGAACCUGGACACGGAGAAUUUCAACGUGGUGGUGGUGUCCCCGCGCAACUACUUUUUGUUCACGCCCCUGCUGCCCAGCUGCACCGUGGGUACGAUUGAGAACCGGUCGAUUAUGGAGCCUGUGCGCCUGCUGAUGCGCCACAAGAACCGCGAGGUCAAGUUCUACGAGGCCGAGUGCACGGAUAUUGAUGCUGAGAAGAAGGAGCUCGUACUGGAGCGGCGCAAGAACAGUGAGAGUCAGACAGAGAAGAUCACCAUUAACUACGACUACCUGGUGGUUGGCGUCGGAGGUACCGUUAAUACUUUUGGCACGCCGGGCGUCGAGGAGAACGCAUGCUUCCUUAAGGAGAUGGGCGACGCGCGCAAGAUUCGCCGCAGACUGAUUGACUGCGUUGAGCAGGCGUCCUUUGACCAUAUCAGCGAGGCCGAGCGCGACCGCCUCCUGCACAUGGUGGUUGUUGGUGGCGGCCCCACGGGCAUCGAGUAUGCCGGCGAGCUGCACGACUUCCUCGAGGACGAUCUGGCCCAGUGGUACCCUGGGCUGGCCGACCGCGUCCGAAUCACGCUUGUCGAGGCCUUGCCCAAUGUGCUACCCGCCUUUGACAAGAAGUUGAUUGACUACACGCAAUCGACGUUCUCGGAUAACAAGAUCACCAUUUUGACGCGCACAAUGGUCAAGGAGGUCAAGGACAAGUCGUUUAUUGUGCAGAACCCCGACGGCACGCGCUCCGAAAUUCCCUACGGCCUGCUUGUCUGGGCCACCGGCAUCAAGUCGCAGCCCGUGGUCAACAAGAUCCGCGAGCAGUUCAGCGCCGCCCAGACCAACGGCCGCGGCCUCCUUGUUGACGAGUACAUGCGUGUCAAGGGCGCCAAGGAUGUCUGGGCACUGGGCGACUGCGCUCUCUCUGGAUAUGCGCCUCUGGCGCAGGUGGCUGCUCAGCAGGGCAAGUGGCUCUCGCGUAACCUCAACAAGCUGUCCAAGAAGCACGCUGAGGACCCCGAUGCCGAUAUGUUUGCCCUGAUUGAGAAGAGCCGUCCGUUCAAGUACUCUUCGCAGGGAUCGCUGGCAUAUAUUGGCUCGGAGAAGGCAAUUGCUGAUCUUCCAUUCUUUAACCGCAAUAUUACUGCCGGUGGCAUUGCGACAUUCUGGUUCUGGAAGUCGGCGUACUUGAGCGAGCUGUUUUCGCUGCGCAAUUCCACGCUAGUGGCGUCUGACUGGGUCAAGCGUUACUUCUUUGGCCGUGAUAUCAGCCGCGAGUAAUGGAAGGAUGAAACUUGUAAAAAAAAUUUAUAAUUGAUCAGAUAUCGUGCGCUUUUUUUAUUGUUGAUUUAAAAAAAUUAAUUUGAG
This is a messenger RNA of Kickxella alabastrina, 1925 nucleotides long. RefSeq names its product pyridine nucleotide-disulfide oxidoreductase-domain-containing protein. The record is from RefSeq and is a predicted model, not a curated record. Lineage: Eukaryota; Fungi; Kickxellomycota; Kickxellomycetes; Kickxellales; Kickxellaceae. The coding region runs from base 291 to 1838 and encodes 515 amino acids. Gene Ontology annotation, molecular function: NADH dehydrogenase activity. The transcript has a single exon.